GGAAUGUGGCCAGUAGCGCGAGGGUAGAGAGGGGAACUGAAGACGGGAAGCAGCGGAUAAGGAAGUGAAGGAGGAGAAAGACUUGGAAGAACAGAUCCGGACAUGCAGGUCCAAAGAGAACAUUCAGCAGUAGACGGGACAAGCGAUUCGAUGCUCCAAGACGACUUUUCGUCAAUCCGGCUCAAAAACACUCCCAGGAGAGGAUGGAUGGUUUUCGCUGCAGGCUGUGCUGUAGUCUUGGCCCUUGUAGUGUUGGGAGUACAGAGCAGACCUGGCAACACCACUCUGACGUCAUUGGAUGCCGGCCGCCAUGCCGGUCGAGCCGUACACGCAGGGGUCGAAAAAGAUGUCGACUCGAUUGAUAAAGAUGUGGACAAGACUGAGAAAGACAUCAAGGGGCUGGGAGACCGCCUGAUCAAGGACUUCGACUCCAUGGUGCUGUUGCACCGGGGAGCUAAGAAUGUGACGGGAGAAACGGAGAAGGGAGACUGGCUCAUCCGGAUGGGGCUGAAACAGGCGGGCAGAGCAAGUGAGCUGAAAGGGAGGCCGAUGGGAACUCAAAGUCCGGAGCUCGAUGCGAAAUGGAUCAAAACAUUCCGAGAUCAGGCUCGCAAACACAAGGUACCAAGCACCAAUAUAAUCCAUCAGAUCAAAACUGCUGAGGUGGCGUAUCAUCGCCUCCAAGGGAGCAUGCAGAAGCUAGCGUCUGCUGUGGACCAACUUGACACGUUUGUGAAAGAUGCGAAGAAGAAUAGGCAGGAUGGAAGACAUUGAACUAAUGUAAGCACGGGCUUCCUCUUGGAAAAGAUUGAAAAGGAAAUUGUUGCC
Guillardia theta CCMP2712 is the source of this 828-nucleotide messenger RNA. RefSeq lists its product as hypothetical. NCBI's taxonomy places the organism in Eukaryota, Cryptophyceae, Pyrenomonadales, Geminigeraceae. The coding region runs from base 103 to 774 and encodes 223 amino acids. The transcript is spliced from 3 exons. The record is from RefSeq and is a predicted model, not a curated record.